Molecule: messenger RNA, 4822 nt
Organism: Frieseomelitta varia
Lineage: Eukaryota; Metazoa; Arthropoda; Insecta; Hymenoptera; Apidae
Gene: Syn2
Product: gamma-1-syntrophin
Exons: 10
Coding region: 411-1946 (511 amino acids)
Cellular component (GO): dystrophin-associated glycoprotein complex; intracellular anatomical structure
Molecular function (GO): protein binding; structural molecule activity
Source: RefSeq, a predicted model, not a curated record
GCAUAAAUCGAUGCGCUUCAGCCGCGGGCUUUUAGCUACUUUUAGCCCACUCCAAUUUUUCUGCGUCCCGGUUUACGGGAUUUUUACUUUACGCCGAACAUUUCAAAACGUUACGAUGGUAUGAUCUGAAAAAUCACGAUUCUCGAUGAAUUUACCUCGUUUUGAAAUAUCGCGUAUCCUUGAUUACAUAUCAUUCGCGAGUACUUUUGUGUAUUUUUCCAAUAAGAAUAAUAAGAAUAUGAUAUUGGUUUUUCAUUGUUCGAGUACUUGCCGUAGUUGCGUCGAACGAUUCGUCCGAGGCUAACAUGUUACUUAUAAUAUUAACGAUUCGCAAAAUUUCGUUAACCCCGGAAAUUUGCGUUUGGCAACACGGGGACUUGUGUGUAUCAGCUGCAUAAUUAUAUUAAAUAAUGAGAAUCAACGCAACGAAAAUGAGUACUCCGAUCGAGGAGAAGAUUGAUCAAAAAUUGAAGGUGAGGACUGGAAUGGUAAGUGUUAGUGAUGGAAAAAGUAAACCAGUCCCAAUGCGUUUACAUCUGUCUAUGGAAGUUUUAAAGCUCCAAAGAGAAGAUUUAGAGCAGGCAGCGAAUCAUAAUAAACCACCGUUAGAUGCUAAAGAGAGAAUGGUGCAAAUUACUAGACAAAAAGUUGGAGGAUUAGGAUUAAGCAUAAAGGGAGGAGCAGAACAUAAACUUCCUGUACUUAUAUCUAGAAUUUAUAAAGGCCAAGCAGCUGAUGAAUGCGGCCAAUUAUUUGUAGGAGAUGCAAUAAUUAAAGUAAAUGGAGAAUAUAUAACUGCAUGUAAUCAUGAUGAUGCUGUCAAUAUUUUAAGAAAUGCAGGUGACAUUGUAGUUUUAACAGUAAAACAUUAUCGUGCAGCAAAGCCAUUUCUACAGAAAAAUGAAAAAGAAGAGAAAUUAGAUAAUGUUGCAAAUGGGAGUUCAGAAGAUGAGUGGUUAUCACCUAACAGACAAAGUGGUAGUCCUAGAUGUGGUCAUAGUAGACAAAGUUCAAAUGCAUCUGCUACAUCAAUGCAAUAUAAAAAAUGGAUAGAUGUUAUAACAGUUCCAUUGAUGAUGGCUUAUGUUACAAGAUAUAUCUUUGGAACAGAUAAAUUAAGAAGAAAUGCGUUCGAAGUAAGAGGAUUAAAUGGUGCACGUACUGGUGUAAUACACUGUGAUGAUAGUGCCAUUCUAAGCCAAUGGUUAAAAUAUAUUACCGAUAACAUUACAGGUUUAACGCACUUACAGAUGAAAUUAUAUAAUCGCAAUUUCGGAAUCGGUGAACGUAUAGAAUAUAUGGGCUGGGUCAACGAAGCAGUAAGCAAUAGUAAUCAGCCAUGGCAAAGUUAUAGACCAAGGUUUCUAGCGCUAAAAGGACCUGAUUUGUUAUUAUUUGAAACACCCCCUUGCAACAUAGGAGAUUGGUCACGAUGUGCAUUGACUUUUAAAGUAUAUCAAACAAUGUUUCGUGUAAUGCGAGAGUCUGAAAAUGUAGAUGAAAGACAGCACUGCUUUUUAGCACAAAGUCCGGGUAAACCUCCACGAUAUUUAAGCGUUGAAACUAGACAAGAACUCUUAAGAGUUGAAGCAGCAUGGCAUACUGCAGUGUGUUCAGCUGUUACACAUUUAAAAAGUAAAACAUUUCCUGUUACUUUUAAUGGAAGAAGUGCAGGACUAACCUUAGAAUGGACUCAAGGUUUUACACUUUCUUAUGAAGAUAUUGGAGAAACUGUAUGGCGUUACAAGUUUUCACAAUUAAGAGGAUCUAGCGACGAUGGAAAAAGUAGACUGAAAUUGCACUUUCAAGAAUCGGAUAGUAUUGCUAUUGAGACGAAGGAAUUAGAAUGCUCUCAAUUGCAGAAUUUAUUGUUCUGUAUGCAUGCAUUUUUAACUGCAAAAGUUGCUGCAGUUGAUCCAACAUUUUUAACAUCGACAACUCCGUAAGAUCGAAGUAAGUAUUAUUGCCAAAUAAACCACAGAGAAAAAUAGAUCACUGUUCAACAUUCAUAUAUUUGCAUAAACGUACAGAAAUAUUCUAAUUAUCAAAUUAGAUCAAAGAUACGUCAAAUACUAGUCAAUUUUUGAGAAAGAUAUUUAUUGUUUUUGAAAAAAAUAUUAUAUAAACAUUUUACCUUAAUGCUUCUAGUUUUAUUUGUAUGGAAUAUUAGUUUUAUAGUUGGUAAUAUUCAUUGCUAUGAGGUAUUUCAUUUAUAUGUGUUAUUGCGUACUUUAUUAUUAAUUAAGUACUGCUAUUUAUUUUUUAUACUUCAUAGAUUAAGUCGAUUAUGAAAUACAGAUUGUUUCUUUACUUUUAAAAAUGUUUUAUAUAACAUUUCUUUUUAUAUAACAAUCAUAUUUGCAUUUACUAGAAAAAAAGAAAUGUUAAGUCAGAAAUUUAAAAAAAAAACGCGCUCGUUCAUGAUUUUUAAGUUGCAAUGAUAAGGUGCAAUCUCUUUUGAGCAAUAAGUUGCACAUUUAUAUAUUAAGUUUUGUCACGUAUAUCGGGUGCCUUAAAAACCAUGAACAAGAUAUACAUAAUUAAUAAAUUUAAAAAAUUGAUAAGUUAAACUGAAGUUAAAUAGUUCUCUAGAGCAGCAAAUUUUAUGCGUCUGAUACUACCAAAUGUGUAUUAUACUAGAAAAUUUCAUUUUAUGUUAAAUACCGACAUUUGAGAUUAUAUUAGCUUGAUAUUAAUUUUAAAUCAGUAUUAUUUGAGCAAAACAAAAUCAUGGUGUAAUAAUCUAAUAGCAAUAAGUAGUAGACCAUGGUGGCCAUCUAUUAAAAAAAUUUAUUUACAGAUAUAUAAAUGAUGAGGGAUAGAUUACAGGGGGUUAGAUUACGAAUUAUUGAAGCUUAUCAUUAAAUGAGCGUUAUAAGUAAUUCAAUUACCAUUAUUUAUUUCUUUUAAAUUUUAGCAAUGCAUUCUUAUAUAGAUUUUGAUUUAUACGUACGAUAUUAAUUUGAGAAAAAUAGUCAUUUUAAUAUUGUGAACUUUGUUUGCUAGAUAUUUUUUAUUUUUCCUACAUGAAAAUUCUACUGCAUGAGAAUUUAUUAUUACAUCAUGAGUUUUCAUUUCCUUUAUCACAAUUAAAAGUUGUAAUGUUAUUAAAAUACAUUAAAGUAAUUUUUGGAAUAAGUAUCACACUCUGUGCAAUUAAUCUAUCAAUUUACAAAUCUAUUUAGAGCAAUAAAUGUAUAAUGAAUGAAGAACAAAACAAAUGCUGUUUAGAUUACUAACUGCACUUUAUAUUAAUCAUGAUACACAAUUUUUAUUGUUAAGAUAUGAGAAUUUUAUCAUAACCAUCUCAAAAAAUAAAACUAUAUGUGCUUACAGCUACAUGUAUAAGUAUAUUCUAUUUAUCAAUUAGUUACUCAACUUUCUCUGUUGAUUUAUAAAAAAAGACAUAUUUUUAGCAUCUAUAUAGAAAUGAAUUGUAAUAAUAAAAAAAGUUGUUAAAAAUUUCAUUUUCAUUGCAUUUCAAAGAUCUCCAAUUACUUGUAGAAAGUGCCUAUAUAAAUGUAUAUAAUACAAUAGUAAUUAUGAAAAAAUUCAUUAUUUAGAAUCAAUUUUGUUUGUUUCACUCUUAAAGUUUAAAGCGUUACCAUGGUCAGAAUUUUAAAUAAUGUCAUAAUAAUUUAUGAUUAAAAGGCACUUUAGAAAAAAAGGUCAUUCUAUUCUAUUCAAGUGUUUUAUAAUAGUAUGCUUUAUAAUUUGGUAUGUUAUCUUGUUUAUUUAGAAAACGACCAUAUGCGUAUAAUAUUGAACAAUAAUAUAGUUUAGAAAUUAAGUAAAACUCAUUACUGAAUUUAAUUACAGAAGCAUUGCGGUGAAAUUUUAUAAAUGUCGUUAGACAGGGCCAAAAUAGCCCAAAGAAAAAGCAAAUACAGGGAAGUAUUGUUUAGCAGGCAAUCACUUGUUAGAUUCGCAAUUUCAUAAAAGUAUAAUAUAAAAGUAAUUCAAAUACGAGUCAAUCAUAUAACAAUAUACGUAUCCAUACAACAAUUGUAAUUAUCCCUAAACAUAUGUUGCGAUAUUCUAUAAUAUUGCUGUUUUUUAUUGUACACGUACAUCGCAUGCGUUCUAUAGUUAAAUUUAGAUUAUUAUUAAAAAAAACUGCACAAUUAGAUUAAAUAGAUAAAAUAAGUAUAAGUAAUAGAUAUGAAAUUGAACUGCGAGAGUUGAGCGUAACGAUAAACGUAUUUGUUAUUUAUUUUUAACAUUUAUUAAAAUUUAUUUGUUAUUGAUUAUUGUUUAAAAAAAUUACUUUUCAAAUGGAAUCAUUGGAGAAUCCAUCCAUGUGAAAAUUUAUAAUUUUUUAUAAAUAACAAUAAGUAUUUAUUAAAUAAUAUAUUAAAUAUGAAUUAUGUUAUAAAUUCAUUUAUAAAAUUGAAAUAAUAUAAGAUUUGUAUUUAUAUUAGAUUUGAUUCAUGAAAUAUUUUAUUGCAUUUAAUGAGCUUAUUAUAUUAUAAUAUUUAACUGGAUUCUACAAUGCAUUAACAUUUGCACAAAUACUUGGAAUCAUUCUGUGUUGUACACAAAUAUCAGUGUAUAUAGUAGAACAUGGCCAUACAUUUUAUAAAAGAUAAGAUUUAAGUUGAAAAUUGUUAAUUCUGAAAUCCCAUUUCUUUCUAAUUCUCAUUAAUGCCAGAAAAAAUCUUUUUCAAAAUAUUAGAUCGACAUGGGAUUGCAGAAAUACAACUGCUAAAAGCAGAAAAGAAAACAUUCUUAUCUUAUAUUUUAAAAUAUAGUUUAUAUGUUAUAAUGUCUAUCCACCCAUUGACAAUAUGUUUUAAAAUAUAUUAUUGUUAGAAGUUAAAAA